Culicoides brevitarsis is the source of this 879-nucleotide messenger RNA. It is a transcript of the gene c12.1, whose product is annotated as protein CWC15 homolog. Gene Ontology annotation, biological process: mRNA cis splicing, via spliceosome. Lineage: Eukaryota; Metazoa; Arthropoda; Insecta; Diptera; Ceratopogonidae. Gene Ontology annotation, cellular component: catalytic step 2 spliceosome. The transcript has 2 exons. The record is from RefSeq and is a predicted model, not a curated record. The coding region runs from base 117 to 791 and encodes 224 amino acids. Gene Ontology annotation, molecular function: RNA binding.
CGUCAAAGUCGAAAACGUAAACAAACGACUUCACAAAGCCAGAGACGCAGUUUUUCCAAUAUUUUAUCAUUAUUUGUUCAAAUUUCCACCUAAAUUAGUGUUAAAAUUGUGAAAAAAUGACGACAGCUGCGAGACCAACAUUCGAUCCAGCCAGAGGUGGUCAAGGUCGUGGCGAGAAGGAUUUGAGUGCUCUUUCGAAGCAAUAUUCGAGCCGUGACUUGCCAGGACACACGAAACUCAAAUAUCGCGAGCAAGGUCAAAGCACCAGCGAAGAAUUGCGUAGCCGUGACUUCCGCAAGGACUUGGAAGAGCGUGAACGCAGCGAAAAAUCUUCCUCUUCGUCGUCUUCGAGCAAACGUCCCCUGCCUCCGGUCGUUCAACGUGCCAUCGAGCAAAAUAAAAAGCAAAAAGUUGCAGUCAGCUUGGAUCAAGAUGAUCCCGUUGACAGCGAAAAUUCAGAUUCGGACGACUCGGAUGACGAUACUGCGGCUUUGCUGGCGGAAUUGAACAAAAUUAAGCGAGAACGGGCACAAGAGCAAGCAAAGAAGGAAAUGGAGAAGAAACAGGAGGAGGAGAAAAUUCGCAUGGAAAAUAUUUUGUCGGGAAAUCCGCUGUUGAAUUACUCGGCAGGAGCAAAAGCGGGCGAUUUGAAGGUGAAGAGACGAUGGGAUGACGAUGUGGUGUUUAAGAAUUGCGCACGAAGUGAACCGGAGAAAAAAGGAGCAAAUUUCAUCAAUGACUCGUUACGCUCGGAAUUCCACAAGAAAUUCAUGGAAAAGUACAUUAAGUAAGACCAGAGCGUCUAUUAGAGUAAAUUUAAUGAUAAGGAUUUUAAUAAUAAAUGCGAUUUCAAUAAAAUAAUUAAGAAUUUUCAAGAGA